Molecule: messenger RNA, 1164 nt
Organism: Gopherus flavomarginatus (Mexican gopher tortoise)
Lineage: Eukaryota; Metazoa; Chordata; Testudines; Testudinidae
Product: triggering receptor expressed on myeloid cells 2-like
Exons: 5
Coding region: 57-998 (313 amino acids)
Source: RefSeq, a predicted model, not a curated record
CUCAAACCCAGGCCUCUUUUCUCCUGUCAUCUACAUGAGAUCAGGAAAAGACAGCUAUGGAGGGAAGGAGCACUACAAUAACCUGCUCCUACGACAGAAAGAAGUACAUGUUUAACAGAAAGUACUGGUGCCGUGGAGGAUCUAGGUCAUCUUGUGAUGUUUUAGGCGACACAGAGAAUUUUGUUAAGAAUGAAUAUAAAGGAAGAGUGUUGCUCUUGGAUAACAGAAGAGGAUACUUUUUGGUCACAAUGCACCAGCUAGUAGAAGAUGAUUCAGGAAUGUAUUGGUGUGGAAUACAAAGGCCAUAUGCAGAUGCGAUGACUGCAGUGAAACUCACUGUAACUGAAGAGCCUCUCUCCACACCCCUUAUUACUCUCACCAACCAUCCCAGUGAAUCCUGCUUAGGGAGAUCAGUGACUGUCCGAUGUCAUUCAGCCACUGGCUCUAAUGUUUACUACACAUGGUACAGAAAGAGCUUUCCGACCAAUAUCGUACUAGUGCACAGCAGUGACCUGGUGCUUCGCUGUGGAGACCUCCUGGAGAGUCAGAGCUAUUACUGCCAAGCUGCAACUCGCAGAGCAAACAAAUCCACCCAGGUGUUGAGAGCAGAGGUGCUGAUCCCAGCAAAAGAGAACUGCACAUACCAGUUACAAUUAACAGAUGGUGAACCAUACAACUGUGUAAGAACCACCCCAGUGUUUACAGUUGAGAUGCCUUCAACACUCUUCACAGGCUGUUCAACACCUUGCCCCAACUCCUCUAGCCACCCUGGCACAGAAGAUAGUUGGAUCCCAUUUCCAUGGGCUAUUCUGCGCUGGCUGUUCCUGUUUAUUCUAGUAGCAACUUUAAUUAUCAUUCAGAGCAACAGGACAUGGAAAAGUGGUGAGUUUCUCUUAACUGUAAAGAUAAUUUUCAUUCAGUUCAAUAGCACAAUUAACAACAACAAUUCUCUACCAAACGGUCAUGCAAAAGAUGCUUGUGUGUAUAAUUCUACAUAAAAGCUACGUAUUAAAAUAUUAAUGUGCAUUUUACUAAUAUAUGCUCAAAUGUGACUUAAAAGACUAGGUAGGUUUUGAUUUUUUUAUUUUAUUUGCUGUAAAUAUUUUACAAUAUUUAUAAAGACAAUUUCCAUUUCUACUGAAGCUUUUUAAACCCAUGAUCAAG